Messenger RNA from Neltuma alba, 479 nucleotides. RefSeq names its product auxin-responsive protein SAUR50. The record is from RefSeq and is a predicted model, not a curated record. The transcript has a single exon. Gene Ontology annotation, biological process: response to auxin. The coding region runs from base 165 to 479 and encodes 104 amino acids. Lineage: Eukaryota; Viridiplantae; Streptophyta; Magnoliopsida; Fabales; Fabaceae.
CCCAGCUUCACAUAACUGGUAACUCUGUUCUUCUCUUUCCUUCCCUCCUCUGAAUCUCACCAUAAAAACCUACAGAUCCUCUCGUUCUCUCCCACCAUCUCUGCAAUUUUACGGAGCUCUCUCCAGAUUCACCAGACACAUCAGAUCAGCAUUCUGAAUCCAUAAUGGCUCUGAAGAAGCCCAGCAGACUCCCUCAGACCGCAGUUCUGAAGCAAAUUCUAAAGAGAUGCUCGAGCUUGGGGAGGAAACGAGGGUAUGUUGAAGAAGGCUUGCCUAUGGACGUGCCCAAGGGUCACUUUGUUAUAUAUGUCGGAGAAAACAGAAGUAGAUACGUUGUCCCAAUUUCAUUUCUAAGCCGCCCUGAGUUCCAAAGCCUUCUCCUUCAAGCCGAAGAAGAGUUCGGGUUUGAUCACGACAGGGGACUCACAAUCCCUUGUGAGGAAGACGCCUUUGAGUCCCUCGCCUCCACUCUUGGAUGA